UUGCUUUCCUUAUCAGUUAGAGCUGUAAUGUAGUAAAUGCCAAAUACUCUACAAUAUAACAAUCCCUCUCUCUCUCUCUCUCUCACACACACAAACACCAACAGAACAGACCAGAGAAGCCAAGAUACCAGCUCAAGAUUAGGUCUCAAACAUCAAACAAGCAAAUUAACACAAUCCAGUGAAUCCACCAAAUAAGUAAGUAGUACUAGUAGAAACCUGAACCUAUUUCUUUCCUCUUAAACUGAUGCAAUGAUCAAAACAGGAACUACCUUAUUAGCCAUAGCCACCUCUUACUUGUUGCUUCUCUUUACACAAACCCCAAAAUCUACCUAUCAUUCUCUCUUCAUCUCCAACUCCCUAUCAGACAAUGCCUCCAUAGCUCACCACCUUCAAACUCUCACCCGCAGACCCCACAUAGCAGGUUCUGAAGCCAACGCUGAAGCUGCAGCUUAUGUUCACUCAGUCCUCACUUCCUGCAACAUACCAACUCACUUUGCUUCCUAUCAAGUUUCCCUCUCAUACCCUCUUUCUCGCUCCUUGGUGCUCACAAACCCGCCACCAGAACCCACCACAAACUUCCUUCUCCGCCAAGAAAUCUACAAGGGUGAUCCUUAUGCUGAUGUUGCAGAUGAAGUUGUUCCUACAUUCCACGCAUAUGCCAAGUCAGGCACUGCAACUGGCCCUGUGGUUUAUGUGAACUAUGGAAGAGUGGAGGACUAUUUGACACUGGGAAAGAUGGGGGUCAACGUUUCAGGAACUGUGGUAUUGGCAAAGUAUGGGAAAAUCUACAGAGGGGACAUUGUGAGGAAUGCAUAUGAUGCAGGUGCUGCAGGGGUGGUGAUAUAUUCAGAUAGGAAGGACUACGGUGGUGCUGGCAAGGCGCGGUGUUUCCCGGAUGAGAAGUGGUUGCCGCCGAGCGGGGUUCAGACGGGGUCGGUGUAUUUGGGGGCAGGGGACCCUACAACACCUGGUUGGGCGAGUAGUGGUGAAUGUGAGAGGCUGUCCAAGGAUGAGGUGGAGAAGGAAGGUGAUGUUCCUUUGAUACCUUCAUUGCCAGUGUCAGCUGCAGAUGGUGAAAAGAUAUUGAAGUCAAUUGGUGGCCCUGUUGCUCAGGAUGAUUGGCAAGGAAGCAAAGAUGCACCAAUUUACAGGGUUGGACCAGGACCUGGAAUUCUCAACCUCAGUUACGCGGGAGAGGAGGUUAUAUCCACAAUUCAAAAUGUUAUUGGUGUGAUUGAAGGAGAAGAAGAGCCUGAUCGAUAUGUCAUUCUAGGCAACCAUAGGGAUGCCUGGACAUUUGGAGCAGUUGAUCCCAAUAGUGGCACUGCUGCAUUACUUGAGGUUGCCCAAAGAUUGGGGAAGCUUCAGAAAAGAGGGUGGAAACCUAGAAGGACAAUUAUCUUAUGUAACUGGGAUGCUGAGGAAUAUGGUCUUGUAGGAUCAACGGAAUGGGCUGAAGAAAACAGGGAAAUUCUUGCUUCAAGGGCAGUUGCUUACUUGAACGUUGACUGCGGAGUAGGUGGACCUGGAUUUCAGGCCAGUGCCACUCCACAGCUUGAUGAAUUGAUUAAAAGAGCAACUCAACAGGUCAAAGACCCAGAUAACUCGUCACAGAGCAUUUAUGAAUCCUGGACAGGCUCAAGUAGUUCCUCUCUGUUUGGAAGGUUAGGAGGUGGAGGAUCAGAUUAUGCACCUUUUUUGCAGCAUGUGGGAAUUCCAGCAGCUGAUAUGGCCUUCGGAGGGGGUAUUGCAAGUUACCCAGUAUACCACUCACUAUAUGAUGAUUUCAUCUGGAUGAAAAAAUUCGGUGAUCCUAUGUUUCAAAGGCAUGUUGCAGCUGCAAGUGUUUGGGGUUUAGUAGCACUUUGGCUAGCAGAUGAGAAAUUCAUACCUUUUGAUUAUGUAUCCUAUGCUAAGGAACUUCAGCUUAGCGUUGAGGAACUGCAAAACGAGAUUUCAAACAAAGAAAUAAAUUUGAUUCCUAUAUUCACGUCCAUUAAGGAGCUUGAGAAAGCAGCAACCGUGAUAAAUAACCAGAGAAAGGAAUUAGAAGCAAGUAAAGGAUGGACAACAAGGAAUGAGGACCAUUUGAAAGUGAGAGAGCUGAACGAUAGACUGAUGAUGGCUGAGCGUGCAUUCACUGACAGAGACGGUCUCUUUGGAAUGUCAUGGUAUAAACAUUUGAUAUAUGGACCAUCAAAGCAUAAUGAUUAUGGCUCCCAAUCUUUCCCUGGAAUUGAUGAUGCUGUAAAAAUGGCAAAAAAUGUACAUAGUGCAGAAUCAUGGCAUCGUGUAUCACACGAAGUAUGGAGAGUCUCAAGAGUUAUCAGACAGGCCUCGUUAGUUCUUUCAGGUCAACUAACAUGAGUAGCUUGCACAUUUUCCAUUGAUGAUAACUUGCAUCUCCAUAAGGAUAAGUAUAUAUGAUGUGUGAUUCAUAGAUCUUUCAAACCUCAAAGAAGCUAUUUAGGAUUUUCUCUGCCUAGCAUCUGUGAAAUGAACUUUGCAAUUUGAAUUAUUAGUUGCAAGUUAAUUCCUCAUGCAUGGUUUUACAAGGUGUCAAUCUUCAAUAAUUAGAUUUGAGAAGCCAUGUGAAUCCCUAAUCUGAAUUGGAUACUUCUCUAUUCAUGUUUGUAAAUAGUAAUUAUAGUGCAAGUUUCUAGUUUAAUUCUUACUUUCUAGUAACUCCUUCUAUAGAACAAGGUAUCCCCUUCAAUGACUUAGCUUUGUUUUCUCAUACUAAUAAGAGUAGCAGUUACAUCUUUUA
Messenger RNA from Lotus japonicus, 2767 nucleotides. RefSeq names its product probable glutamate carboxypeptidase LAMP1. The transcript has 12 exons. NCBI's taxonomy places the organism in Eukaryota, Viridiplantae, Streptophyta, Magnoliopsida, Fabales, Fabaceae. Gene Ontology annotation, molecular function: carboxypeptidase activity. The record is from RefSeq and is a predicted model, not a curated record. Bases 250 to 2367 code for a protein of 705 amino acids.